Messenger RNA from Ilyonectria robusta, 1092 nucleotides. RefSeq names its product phytanoyl-CoA hydroxylase. The transcript is spliced from 3 exons. The record is from RefSeq and is a predicted model, not a curated record. The coding region runs from base 1 to 1017 and encodes 338 amino acids. NCBI's taxonomy places the organism in Eukaryota, Fungi, Ascomycota, Sordariomycetes, Hypocreales, Nectriaceae.
AUGCCGUCUGCAAUUUCUGAACAAGAACCUUCGUUGCACAACAAACAGUUUUUUGUCAACGAUGGGCUUCUCCCAUCCGAGUCCAUCGGUCUCAUACGACCUACUACACUGGACACGCCCAUGGAAGAGAUCCGCAGAAGAUACAAAGAAGACGGCCAUGUGUUACUAAAGGGCAUUCUACCCCGCGAGGAUGUGCUCAAAGUCCGACAAAGGUACUUUGAAAUGCUGGCUCCGACUGGGUUUCUCGCCCCUGGGACCGAGCCCGUCAAGGGAAUUUUCAACACAUCGCAGCACCGCCUCAACUUCCCAGGCAUCGGGGCAGGGACGGCCAAUACAACCGACGCGGAGGGCCAUGUCACCGGACCGGAUCCCAAAAUUGCCCGUAUGUUUGGCGAUCUUGCCCUUCAAGCCCAUCACGAAGACUGGUACAAGGAAGACUUGUGUCGCCACCCAGCGCUGCACGACUUCAUCGCCAAGAUGACGGGAUGGGGAGACAAGACGCUGAGUAUCCGUCGGACCCUCUUGCGCAACAACACACCGCAGAACAAGGCCAUCGGUGUUCACUACGAUCAGAUAUUUCUCAGGUAUGGCGAGGACACUGUCAUCACGGCUUGGGUCCCGAUUGGGGAUAUCAAGAUCGACGGCGGUGGCCUCAUUUAUCUGGAAAAGGGACACGACAUUGGCGAAAAGGUUGAGCACGACUUUCCCGACCGCGCCCUGGCAGCCGGGCUCACCGAUGAGGAAAUGAAGAACGCGUAUAAUCAAAACAUGCUUGGCGGCGGCUUGCUGGCUGAUGGCCCUGCCGGGUUUGCCAAGGAACACAACCGGCGCUGGCUCCUCUCAGAGUAUGAAGCAGGUGACGUUGUGCUUCACAACUCGUACGCUAUUCAUGCCUCAACUAUCAAUCACGACAAGGACAAUGUAAUCCGUCUCGGCACUGAUCUCCGUUUUGUGGAUUCCAGUCGGCCGUGGGAUACUAGGUGGUCAAAUGUUCUUCGUGCAGGCGAUGGACUGUAAGCUGAUGUACAUUUUGGUUCAAGAAUCGACCAUCACGCCUCAUCUGACGCAAGUGCAGGUCUGGAGAAAGCUUUG